UCACGCGUAUCGGAGGGAGCCUGCCGAGAGUCAAUGAGAGUAGGGAGCGAGGUACGCAAGGCCGGUCGUGUGGGGAAGAUCGCGAGUGAUCGAACGAAUGACGUCUCUACCAGGGUAAGAAAGCGUAAGGCCAAGAAACAAGACAAGGGGAGGGGGUUUCAAUCGUCGUGCGGGCAGGAAGAGCCGCUCAGCCUCACUGAGAGUGACAACGAAGGGACGAGACGGCAUGAAGAUUUCUCUCCAUUGCGAGGUGCGUGGUGGCCGGCGACUUGAGCUGAGUGAGGCGUCCGAGACGUAGCACGGCCGGCAUCGACGACGGCGAGCUAGGGCGGCAAGGCUGCACCGAUUAUCGCAUCGCAUCGCCGAUGCCGUCCAUCGAGUCGAGCAGUGUGGAGACCGGCCCGCGGAAUAUGAAACUACUCAGCAGUGAGACAGGGUCUGUAACACAUCCUCACCUUACAUUAAAGUCGUACUAUUGCGUCCCGCUCCCGUCUUCGCUGCUCCCUACGGAACAUUUCUCCUUUCCUCUCACUCCUCUCUCGGUGAUCCCUGUAUCCGGUGGUCUCUCGCUCACGAUGUCGCGCGCUCAGCAACACUACACCGUACCUAUAGGCGGAGCUCCCUUCGUCCACCCACAGCUCUCCCAGCUGUCAACUUCUCCCCCUCACUAUCACUCAACGGUAGCCGCGUCGACGUCGUCUUCGUUCAGUUCGAGCAGCCCCUCCUCUUCCUCAUCACUUGCCUCCUCCCCGUCGUCAGCACAGGGCUCGGGCUCCUCUGGCUCUCCGACCUCAUCAUAUUGGGCCGACAGCCAGCACCACGAUGCAUCGGUCCCUCCUACAGCGCACGAAGCUGCCGUACUGUACUCGCGUCAGCUUCAUCGUCACACGGCCUUCAUGUGGGAGUCGGAGCGUCUCAACAUCGAGAAAGCACGGCUGGAGGGCCGCGACUCCCCGUCGAGCAAGUCGCCCAAAGCCGGCGGUAGCGGUGGUGCUCCUCUUCAUCACAGGCAGGAGCCUGCUAAUGCUGGCAGCAGCGGGUCCAAAACUUGGGAUUUCUUGCUCGGGAGGAGCAGAAGUAGGAAGGAAACGGGCGGGGCAAGGAGCGGAGCUGGGCACAAGCGUAAUGCGUCGCUGAGCUGAAGAAAGAGUUUGUUUGCCAGGAGUCGUUCGGCACUACUACCACCACUGCAUGAGAUGGCUGUGCGCCAACGCUAGCCUCUGGAAGGAACAGCAAAAAGUCUCACGGAUUCAGCAGUCAGUCAUCCACGUCUCUCACUUCCCGCUCGCUCGUCUCAUCUCUUUCCAGUUGCGAUGUAUCGCUCUACUUCUCACCACUGCUGUAUUUUAAUCAUCUCACAUACACGCGUCAUUCUUGUAUCUACUCUACGACCUGUGCUCUUCUUGGAAUCAAUGUCAUCAAGCCCACACGACAUUGCCUUUGCCGCGAUUGCUCAGCCAGGCUUUU
Molecule: messenger RNA, 1467 nt
Organism: Jaminaea rosea
Lineage: Eukaryota; Fungi; Basidiomycota; Exobasidiomycetes; Microstromatales
Exons: 1
Coding region: 366-1142 (258 amino acids)
Source: RefSeq, a predicted model, not a curated record